AUGAGGCUUCUCUUCUGGUUCCUUCUGGCCGUGGUCUUGAGCAUGGAGCUAGCUAUAACAGAGGGCCUGUGGUGCCACCUGUGCAAGGACUUUGGAGGCUGUUCCGGCAAGUACAGAUGCCCAGGGAAUUCCACCCACUGUGUCAUCAUUGCCACCCGAUCUCCCAUCAGCUUUACAGACCUGCCUCUGGUGACGAAGAUGUGCUACAAUGGCUGCCCUGAGGUCCGCAGCUUGGGCUUAGGUCCUCAUGUAUCUAUUGUUUGCUGCCAGUCCAAUCUCUGCAACAGAGACUGA
Cricetulus griseus (Chinese hamster) is the source of this 294-nucleotide messenger RNA. Lineage: Eukaryota; Metazoa; Chordata; Mammalia; Rodentia; Cricetidae. The record is from RefSeq and is a predicted model, not a curated record.